AUGAGUGAAGAAGGAGGCGAUGAUUCUCCGCCGCGACCCAAGCGUAAAAUCAAAAGGGUGGUGUUAUUGUCGUCAUCAUCGGACUCCGACAGCGAUGAGCGCGUCGGCGUGGCGGGGACACGUAGAAAAAGAUUGAGAGUUAUCAGUGAUGAGGAAGCUAGUGACAGUAGUGGGAGUUCCAUAAUUGUUUCUGGGGCUCAUCGAAGACGAACAUUACCAAAACUUCGUGAUUCUGAAACAGAAAGCGAUAGUUCAGGCUGGGGAAGUGACCGUUCAGGAGCUGUGAAAGCUACAACAUCAGGAACAAAGCCUGCAUCAGGUUUUGCAUCCGAUAGUUCAGAAGGAAAUUCUGAUAAAUGCUCAAUAUGCCUUUUACGAUUCAAAGAUCAACAAGUAGGAACACCAGAGACAUGCGAGCAUAUAUUCUGUUUAGACUGUAUUACAGAAUGGUCAAAUAAUGUCAACACAUGCCCAGUUGAUAGAAUGACUUUUAAUACAAUUAUAGUAAAAGCAUGUGCAGGUGGUCGUGUCUUACGCACUGAACAAGUUAAAGUUGUGGAAAGGAGGCCUUCAAUUGAAGCUCUUGUUACUGAAGAUCUUACAGUGUGUGAGAUAUGUGGGAGCACAGAGAAUGAAGAAACUAUGUUGUUAUGUGAUGGUUGUGACCUCGGCUAUCACAUGCAAUGUUUAUCACCACCACUCACAGAGGUACCUGCAGAUCAGUGGCUAUGCCCCAACUGUGUCACAUCUCUCGACCCAGACAGUCUUAUGGAUGUUAUUGAUAUAUCUGAAGUGGAAGAUCUACUAAAUGGUUUUGAUUAUGGACAGUUACCUGUAGAACCGAGACGUUCAAUAUGGAGACAGCCGAGAAAUGUUCGCAGAUCAUCAAGAAUUAGCAGUAGAGAUCAACCUUCAACUUCUAGUGGCCAGCGGGGCAAUAAUGUUAGUGUACAGGGAUUACCUGCUACAUCCAGAGGCUCAAGGAGUACACAGAGGACUGCCGCCCCUACUGCGACGAGACGUCGAGCCACAACUACACGCAGAAAAUAUAAGAGAAGAAGGACUAAAACUGUAAUUAUAGAGUAUGAAGUUCAGGAGAAUGGAAAGUUCCCCAUCACAAAGAGAGUUAAGAGGAAAGUGAAAAGGAGAAGGGUAAAAAAAAGACAACCAAGAACGGCGGCGCGUCGAUCCUAUGUUAGGGCGAGUGUUCGCGCUAAGUUACAAACUCUGAAAGCAGAUGGCAGAAUAGACCUGGCACAGACAUCUCAUGCUAGUGUUGGUGUGCAGCAGCUGUCCGUCCGUCGCCAGAGAGCCGGCAUCCCAGCACUGAGGCUGUUUGGAAAUCCUAAUGAUUUAGACUACUUUUCAGAUGAAGAUAACGCUAUUUCUGAAGAAGCAUCUACGGCCGUCGCUACGAGACCUAUAUCCAACGUUUUCAGUGUUUAUAGACAGGCUAGAAGAAAGAUGGUGUCAAUACCGUCACCGCCGCAGGCGUCUUCAGCACCGGACAUUCUAUCAAACAUUCUAGAAAGGCAAACUUUAUUACAUUCGAAAAAAUCGAUAAUUUCAAUUUCUGUCGAUGGAAAUGUCGACUAUAAGAUUCAAACGACCGAUCCGGAUAAUCGACAAAAAAAAGAUACUUUAGACCCCAAUCCAGACAAUCGCUCAAAAAAGAAUACUUUAGAAUCCAAGACAGAAGAAAGAGUAGAUCUGUCAAAGGUUAAGGAGGGCGUGAAGAGCGUGCCGUCGUAUCCGGGGCAAAGCCGCGGCGGUGGCGGCGGCGGCUGGGGCGGCGGCUACCGCGGCAACUACUCUCGUGGCGGCUACCAGCACCAGGGCCACCAGUCACACCAGCAGCACCAAUCCCACCAGCAGCACCAGCCGCGUGCCGGCAACUACAACUACUCUAACAAUAACAACAACAUGCGCCGCGAAGACAACGAUUUCUACGACAGCUUCCCGCGACGCCCGCCGCAGUAUUCCAACAACGAGGACUCUUACUACGACCGCCCCCGCCGGCCGACCGACAACCGCGGGAACUACUCGAACCAUCAGCGGUUAAACGAACAAAAUCAGGGCAGGUACAGUGUGGGGCAAGUCUGGCCUCCCUACGGUGGCGGCGCGGCGCCGGCCCCGCGCGGCGAUGUGCCCCCCUCUCAAUCCCGCCACUCAUUCGGGGGUUUCGAGAAUCCCGUCGACAUGAGAAUGGGCCAGAUGCCCCCCACCAACACAAACGUUGAAAUGUUUCCUAGAAUAGAAACCACUCGCCAGGACAAGCCCCAACAGUCGUACCAGUCUCUCCCGGAGCCGCCGCAAGCCUACCAGCCGAUGACUCAACCGCCGGUGUUCAAUUUCCAAAAAAUUGAAGUAGAAAAAUCGGAGGAUGAGAGAAGUGAUUCGGGACUUAUCAUUGACACUGAGAAAUACGAUCCCACGGAACCCACUAAUGAUGAUGACAGCGGAGAAGACGACAAGGUGCCGCCUCCCCCACCCCUGCCCGCGGCGCCGCCCGCCCCCGCGCCCCCCUCGCCACCGCCGCCGCCGCCCGCCGUGCAGACCAUCCUAGCUGGUAUCGACGCAAGCGCGAUGAAUGUGCCACCCAACAUACUGGACACUGCCGUGCGGCAAGUUCUCAAGGAACAUAGGAAUUUAAUAUCUUCACCAAUCGUAGAAUCUCGCCACGAACGCAGCGACGACGACUCGGACGGAGAUUGUCCUAAUUUUUCUAUUUAUUCCGCUACUAGUGUUCACAUAGCUAACAAUACUAGCUCGUUGACGGACGACAUUCCGCUAGAGCAGCCUCAAGACAACCUCGAAGAUUUAGUUCAGGAGGAUGACGAGACGCCGCCACCUACCUCCCCCGUGGUGCCCGAGAGUGUAAAUAUUGAAUCCAAAUCUGACUCAAGUAAAACUCCUGCUAAACCUCAUUAUAGUACUUAUGAAACCGACGAAAAAAAGAAAACAGAGGAAGAGUAUAAAGAAAAGGUAUCUAAAAGAUGCCCGAUUACUACGAACACGCGCAAUCCCAUCAAGAUCAAACUUAACACACCCUCGUUAAUAAAGAGACAAGUGAGUUUAUACGAUGAAGAAGAAAACAGUCAAGAGGUGGAACCUAACGAUAAAGUAGAAGCAACACCUGAAGCACACGAGGAAAAAGCAAAUUGUAAUGUUUCGAGCCCGAAGUGUGAUCCUUCAAAGACACCCGACCGCGAUAACAAAGCCGAGGCGUUAGAAGAGAAAAAACUGCAUGAAACUCAAAGAAAUGAAUGUUUGAGUCCAAAGGAACAUCUUAAUGAUCCAAAUAUAAGUAAAGAUAAAUUUUCAAAUGAAACUUUUAAAAGUGUAGACGUUAAUGAAGAUGAUCUGAAAGCUGAGACGAAGGACGCAGAUGAAGAUGACUUGAAAGAUACGUUAGAAAAUGAAUUUGAGGAUGCGGGGGACGACGCCUCUGAACAUAAUGAAGACAUGGAAGACGAAGGCGACAUCGAUAUACCAGAGGCUGAUGUGGCUGUAGAUACUCCUUCGCCCAAGAAAGACUCUGAAUCCACUAGGAAUGAUGACAACGUCGAAAAAAUGACAGAAUCUAUAAGCGAAACCGAAGACGAGCGUAGUUACACCCCGUGUCUUGAUGAGAACAAAUCCAAUAAGGACGCUUCGUUCGAAAUUGACAAAGACAAGGGAUUAGAAGGACUCGACACUGAGAUGAUUUCAGAGGAUGAAGGAAACGAAAUGUUUUCGGAGAAUGAACGUCCACCGUCAGAGGCGUCGCGUGUAUCCCCGCCACGCGUACCCGCCGGCAGCGAAGACGGUGAGAUAUCGGACAAAAAGAAGGAAAGUAAAAAGUCUACGGUGCGGGAGGACUCCAAGAAAAAGAAAAAGAAAGACUCUAAGAAGGAAGGAAAAGAUAAAAGCAAGAGUAAAAAGAAAGGUGAAAUAUCUUUUAAGAAACUCAGUAAAAGUGGAAAGGAGAGAAAUUAUAGAGAAAGAGAUAAAGAUGACAAAAAGAAUGAGCGCGAGCGACGUGACUCCGGCGAUAACGAGAGCCGCAACCGCAGACGCAAAGAGAAGAGAAAAGAUCUGGAGAGGUACGACGUUAGAACUGUCGUCACCGAGAAGAGAAGGAAACAGAAAGAUCCUUUCGGAAGAGACGUGUCGCCGAGAGGACGCUCGCCCUCGUUGUCGCCGCCACCGCGCUCGCCCUCCGCCUCGCGCCGGCGCUCUCCCUCUUUGCGCCGCUCGCCCUCACGUCUGCGCCGCACGCCCUCCCGCGGGCGGCGCUCUCUAUCCAGAGCUCGGCGGUCACUCUCACGCGUUCACCGGUCCGUUUCACGCGGGCGGCGCUCGCUCUCAAGAGCUCGACGAACAAUAUCGCGCUCGAGGCGCUCUCUUUCUCGAGGCCGGCGCUCGCCCUCGCGCCGUUCCCUGUCGAGGAGUCGAAGGUCUCCCGUGAGAAAGUCCUUGCCGCGGCGCGCGAGCCCGGUCCGAGGUCGCACGCCGCGCGCGUCUCCGCGCCGCCGCAGCGCGCCGCGCCGCAAGCGCCGGCGCUCCGCUUCCGCCAGCCCGCCCCCGCCCCCGCGCCGCGCACCUAAGAAGAAGAAGCGCUCACGCCGCGCGCCGGACUCGGCCGAGCGCAAGCGUCGGCGCAGCGCCAGCCGUGAGCCCUCACCCGCGCCGCCCUCGCCCCGCCCGCCCUCGCCGCGCACGCCGCCGCCCGAGCCCGCGCCCGCCCCCGCCCUGGCGCGCCUGCUGCAGGAUGAGGAGCGCCGCGAGCGCCGCCGCCGGCGCGUGCGUGACGCGCAGGCGCCUUCCAAGGAGGUCUUCACCUCUGGCGACAACAUCCUCGUCAGCGUCAGCUUCAAAGAGCAGGAGCGCGGUGAGGACGGUGAGCGCCGCCGGCGCCGUGAGGGCCGCCGCGAGCGCCGCCGCCGCCGCCGCGUCGCGCCCGAGACCGACCUGCCCAAGCCCGUGGCCAUCAUCGACCUCGACCGCUCGCCCUUCCGCGAGCUGACACCCUCGCCCAAGAAUGUAAUCGUGCUGAGCGACAGUGACCAUGGCGGCGAGCGCGGCGAGGCCACGGCGCCCGCGCCCGCCGCGCCCGAGCCCGCCCCGGAGCCCGCGCCCGCCCUGGGCCCCAAGACGCCGCCCUCGCCCGCGCUGCCCGCGCCGGCGCCCGCCGCGCCCGCGCCCCGCCCGCCCUCGCCCGCGCCGCCCGGCCCGCCCGCCGCGCCGCACUCCGCCGCCAACUCGCCCGACGCCUACGACCCCUUCGAGCCCACGCGCUCCCCCUCCGCCUCGGCGUCCGCGUCGCCGUCGCCGCGCGAGGAGGCGGGCGGCGCGGGGGCGGCGGCGGCGGCUGGCGAGGGCGAGGCGGUGCUGACGCUGGAGGCGGCGCAGCGCAGCAACCUGUCGGCGGACGAGGUGCUGGACCGGCGGCCGCUGACGCCGGUGGAGAAGGUGCUGGCCGCUGCUGCAGUCCACGCGCGAGGCGGCGGCCGAGGAGGCGGCGGAGGAGGCGCCGCCCGCGCCGCGCAUCGUGCUGCCGUCGCCCACGCGCGCGCCGCCCAAGCUGUUCCCGGGCAAGCCGUCGCCCAUCAAGUCCAACCCGGUGAAGCCGAUGCAGGCGCUGCGGCUGCCGCGGCCCGCGCCGCCGCCCGCGCCCGGCCCGCCCUCGGACGGCGGCGCGUCGCCCUACUCGCCGGGCUCCAGCGACUUCGGCGAGCUGUUCGAGCCGCCGCCGCGCCGCACGCGCGCCUCGAGGGUGCCCGUCCGCCUCGACCGCAAGAAAGCGAGCAAGACGCAGGUGGGCGUGAAGAUAGACGACGACAACCUGAAGAUCCUGGACGACCUGCCCAGCUCCGCCGUCGAGAUGCAGGUCAAGAGCAAGUUCCUGAAGAAGCUGAACCGGCAGGAGCGCGUGGUGGAGGAGGUGAAGCUGGUGCUGAAGCCGCACUACAACAAGAAGCGGGUCACCAAGGAGGAGUACAAGGACAUCCUGCGCCGCGCCGUGCCCAAGAUUUGUCACAACAAGUCGGGCGAGAUCAAUCCGACCAAGAUCCAAGCGCUCGUCGAAGCCUACGUGAAGAAGUUCCGGAAAAAGCACAAGCUCGGCGUCGCCUAGCACGCCGCGAGGCCCCCGGGGGCCUGGGGGUCGAUGCUCUGAAGCUCCCGCGCCCGGAGGCCUGGUGGUCGGGGCUCGCGGGACACGCGCCCGGCGGUAUAGCGGUCCGCGGAGACCGACAGAUUAUUGUAAUUAUAAUUUAUCUAAGAACUCUGUAUUUUACU
This is a messenger RNA of Brenthis ino (lesser marbled fritillary), 6282 nucleotides long. The record is from the annotation of a GenBank genome assembly. Lineage: Eukaryota; Metazoa; Arthropoda; Insecta; Lepidoptera; Nymphalidae.